GUCAGUUAGUGAGAGGACAUCAGUGAGGUGUUGGUUCGGUGUCUGGACUCUGGUGGGUUCCCUCAAACAUGUCCUUUACCUUCCCCUCUACUGUAGAAGACUUGGAUUUCGAAAAAUUGGCAGAUUUGGGCCCUCCUCCCUCAUGUAAUUCCUGCAAGAAUUUAUAUGACACUGACAGCAGGUUGCCCCACGAGUUGGAAUGUGGUCACACGACAUGCACACGCUGCUUGGAUACCAUACUUAUGAGUGAUAAAAAAUGCAAGGAUUGUAACAAAGAAAUAGAUUUCACUAAUGUUGCAGGAGUCCCUCUUUCACUCUCCAUGUUGAGAAUGGCGCGCUUAAAAGAAUUAGAACCUCCUAAUACUAGCAGUAUGAAACACAAGGCCACCAAAAAUAUGGGAACAAUAAAGAGAGGUAAAAAGCAUUUGCAAAUGUUUGACAGCAGAAACAUUAAUAGAGAGGAUUUUAAUAAAAGAUCCCAAAAUGCCAGCAAAGCAAAAGAUGAAAAAAAAUCCAUAAUGGAAGAAGCUAGUGUUGGUACUUGUAUUCAUCAUUCUCACCCUGUAAUAGGAUACUGCCAAACCUGUAACAAAGUAGCCUGUAAGGACUGCCUAAUCUUCGAUCACUACAGAGUAGACGGACGAAUAUGUUUAGUUACUUCCAUUGUAUCCAUGACAAAAUUAUUUACCAAAGACUGCAAUGAUACGAUAGUCUUGAAUGAAAUUAUAAUUGAGUUCCAUAAAUUUCGGAUUGAGGCCUUUAACAUUUAUCUUGAAAAAAAACUUGCUGAAUUUGAGAGUAAUGAACAAGGAACUAACGAUAUCACGACAAUGGAGCGUUUCUACGAUGACCUGUUAUGUAUGGUUUUAGAUACACGGGAACACCUAGAUGAACUAUUGAGGGCUUUACAUUUCUAUAAGGUCGAAGUAAAUAAUCUUCGCUGCACAGAUAAAUUAUCUUGCGAUCUGAGAGAGAUUAGCCAUAGCAUUGACUCAAUAGAGAAUCACUUGUAUCCUGUGGAGAUUUUUGCAAAAAAAUUUUGUAAAUUGUGCCCUGACUUUUCCUACAGAGAGUUGUUUAGUAAGAUUUCUAUGGAUGAUAGGAGAAGACUGAGGUACGUCAUUGCUGCAUUAUCAAAUAGCUUGAAGUUAAAUGAAUUUGAAUGUAAAAACAUUUUUUCAGAAGAAAUUUUAGUACAGGUAAUGGGGAAACACCCAGAAGUAGUACAAUUUUCUCAUUCCAUGACUCCUGAAUUCCUCUCUACUUAUUCAGAAAAGCAACUUUCAACAUUUUUCAGGAUGGUUGUAAAAUACAAUCGGGUUCUCCUUGCACGGCUUGCUAUUUUGCCAGGGGAAGAAAUCAUCAAUUGUGGGAGAAAUAUAUGGAUAGAAGAAUCAACAAAAGCUUUUCAAGGAAAAGUAAGCGGACAGUCAUUGGCAACAAACUCAGAUUCAAAGGUUAAAAAUGACUCAACAUCCCAACAAGAUAACUUCCAUCUACUCGGUGCUAGACCAAAAAUCAUUCCCAAAAAAAGUUCCAGAAAAUCUGGUUCUAAAGCGAUAAAAUCUCAAGUGCUGCCAUCAUCUUCAAAACAAGACAAUCCUUCAGGCAGUACAAAAACUAAUGAGAAUGUCAAAAAACCUGCAAUAAACAAAAAGAAUUUGCAAACACCAUCACAUCACAACGUUUUUUCCAAGGAACCAGCUGAUUUCGCUAGAGCCAAAGAAUCGACAAGAAAGGGAAACAAAUCUCCAAUCUGCAGCCUUCCAAAAAAAACAACAGAAUCUUUCUCAGCACUAACAUCAGUCCUAACUCCUUCCCUCGCUUUCAUCAUUGCUACUUCACCAGUCGAACUCGCCGAUAUUGAUUCUCAUUAUACCCAGUUUUUUCAAAUUUACAGCCUAGGUAAACUUUUUGAGUCCAUGAAUAAUGAUACAGAAGUAGAUAUCAAUACAUUUAAGGAACAAAAACUUUUGCACGAAAAACGUUUAAAAUGUUAUAAACAAGUAGAUUUAUUUGAAGAGUGUUUAAACCCCUUCACAAUUUUCGACAAUGACAUUUUUAAAUAUUCAGCACCAAAAACGCCACCAAAAGAGAAUUAUAAAAGAGAGGAGGAUGUAGCCCUUCCUAAGUCUAGUGCAAGCCAGUCCGGAUAUGAAGCAAGCCAAAGAGAACAAGAGGAUAGAAAGAGAGAACAUGAGGAUAGCCACAGAGAAUGUGAGGCAAGCCAGAAAGAAUGUGAGGCAAGCCAGAAAGAAUGUGAGGCAAGCCAGAGAGAAUGUGAGGCAAGCCAGAGAGAUGAGGAAAACCAGAGGGAAUAUGAGGCAAGCCAGAGAGAUGAGGAAAUCCAGAGAAAAUAUGAGGCAAGCCAGAGAGAUGAGGAAAUCCAGAGAGAAUGUGAGGCAAGCCAGAGAGAUGAGGAAAUCCAGAGUGAAUAUGAGGCAAGCCAGAGAGAUGAGGAAAUCCAGAGUGAAUGUGAGGCAAACCAGAGAGAAGAUGAGGCAAGCCAGAGAGAAGAUGAGGCAAGCCAGAGAGAAGAUGAGGCAAGCCAGAGAGAAGAUGAGGCAAGCCGGAGAGAAGAUGAGGCAAGCCGGAGAGAAGAUGAGGCAAGCCAGAGAGAUAAGGAAAACCAGAGUGAAAAUGAGGCAAACCACAGAGAUGAGGAAAUCCCGAUAGAAUGUGUGGCAGGCCGAGUAGUAAACAAGGAAAGACGAAUGGAAUUCGAAGUAAGACAACGGGAGUAUGAUGAAGAUCAGAGGGAAUUAAAUGCAAUUCAGAAAGAAUGGGAGGCAAUCCAGAUGAAACGUAGGUUAGAUAUCAUUUCACCAGUACCUACAAGAAAGAAGACUAAAGAUACAUCAGGCAAACCAGUCUAUUGCUUCCUAACAGACGACCCAAUCUCUGCAGUGGCUUUACCAUUCCUUUCAAAGUUGGCACCUUUCAACAAGAAGGAAGAGACAAACCCAAGACUGAGUCCUCGAAGUUCAGAUGAUAUCGGAGUAGUGCCUGGAACAGGUUCAAGUUGUGCAACAAAACAGAGUGAAGAAGAACUGAACGAAAAUUUACAUCAUCAAAAUUCAAUUAAAGAUGAACAACGAUUUAAAACUCAAGAUAAAUCCCCAGGAGGAACAUUAGAUCCAACAGAUACUCUAGAAUAUACCUUUAUGCCCAACAUCCAAACUGGUGCCAGUCAGACAACAAUAUCGAAGAUAGCAGAAACACGCGAUAAUGGUGGAAGUGGUCCUGAAUUUUCCAUUCAAGAAAAUCUAGGUCCUCAAAAAGCUCUCGCGAAAGCCAAGCAACUUUGUAAAGAGCAUGAUCUCGAUAAUUCAUAUGUACCAUAUCUAACCAGCAUGUUUGCCCGAUUAAUCCCUCCCUCAACAGAAACUGCUCUCUCUAUUGUUAACCACAUGGAAAAAUUCCGUGUCCCACCAAUCCUACCACCAACAGGAGAGAUAAAUGUAAUUGAAUCAGGCGAAAAGGAAACUGAAUCCAUAUGCUGUGUGCGUCCGCACCUUACUUCUUUACUGCGACGUACUGGAUUUAAGAUUCCUUUACCAAAGAAGAGGAGAACACACGAUGCCCAGAGGAGGAUGUGAUGCGAUUGAAUGCCCCGUGAAUCUUAUUAUUUAAUAAAAGAUUUACGAAGCUUUUAUGAAGACACUAAAGAAUUCUGCAAUUCAAGAUCCUGGUGUCUUUGACAUUGCUAAUAUUUUUAACCAGAUUCUAUAAUAUUUUUAUUAUCUGUAUAAUGCUAAUGUCUGAGAGCCUUUUAAAAUCUUAACAAAAUAGUGGAUAAAACACUAUAACCUCAUUUUAUAGAAAUGUUACUUACUUACAUAUCGAGUUCACUAUAUCAACUGUAACUAAAUUAGCUUAGUUAUUAAUUUUCAAUUACUAAACUAUACGGUAAUGAUCUCGGGUAAAAAUAUUUUAAAAGUUUUUCUUAUAUUUUAUAUCUGUUAAAAGAAACCAUAAACACUCGCUAACAAUUAUCUGAUUAAAAACUUAUCUUUUAA
Molecule: messenger RNA, 4019 nt
Organism: Macrobrachium nipponense
Lineage: Eukaryota; Metazoa; Arthropoda; Malacostraca; Decapoda; Palaemonidae
Exons: 3
Coding region: 69-3599 (1176 amino acids)
Source: RefSeq, a predicted model, not a curated record